AUGGCUGCUUCAGAGAAAGAUAGCAGACCAUUCCGUGCGAUCAUCGUUGGCGGGGGUAUCGCAGGCCUGUUCAUGGCGCACGCGUUGGAAGCCGCUGGUAUUGACUAUGUCCUGCUUGAAAGGGCGCUGGAGCCAGUUGAGGAACGAGGAGCGGGUUUCGGGCUCUGGCCACAGAACUUUCGCGUCGUGGACCAACUUGGGAUGCUCGAAGACAUCGAGAAGCUCGGGUCUGAGUUCAAAUGGACUUACAAUUUCAAUCCCGAUGGCUCUCCCGUGGCUAAUGCAUCGAAUAAUUUUGAGAAAUUGACUCAGCGAGCUGGGUACGGGUUCACGAUAUUUAGGCGAUCGGAAUUCUUGCGGGGUGUCUAUGACAAGCUCCCAAAUAAAUCGAAGUUUGUGACAGGAAUGGCACUUGAACGGAUAGAACAAGACGACAAGGGUGUGAAGGUAUUUCUUAAGGAUGGAAGUAUGGAAGCAGGAGAUAUCGUUAUUGGGACCGAUGGAGUCCAUAGCCAGGUGAGGGAAUUUAUGUGGAAGCAUGCCAACGGGGUACGGCCUGGGGCGAUUCCAGCCCAAGAGAAGAUGUCGUUCACGAGCGAAUAUCGAUGUCUGUAUGGCGUCAGCAAAAUGGUUCCCGGCCUCCAAAAAUCAUCGCUAAUCGACUGCAACGACAAGCAUUGCAACUGGUUAUUGUUCUCUUGCGAAGACCGUAUCUUCUGGUUGUUCUUCGAAAAGCUGGGGAAGUCUUUCAACUGUCAGAAUUGCCAUCGAUACAGCGAGUCCGACGCAGUGGCCGUCGGAGAGAAGUACCUGAGUCAUCCCAUCAAUGGCACCGUUAUGUGGAGGGAUAUCUGGGAGAAUCGCAUCCAGUACCAUCUUGGCCCGAUAGAAGAGGGGGUUCUCAAUCAGUGGCACUUCGGUCGUAUUGUUCUUGCAGGGGAUUCAGCACACAAAAUGACACCCAACCUAGGGUACGGUGGGAACCAGGGAAUCGAAUCGGUCGUCGUCUUGGCUAACGGACUGAAUCGGUUGAUCAAACGAUGCGAAACGGUCGGCAGAAGACCGAGCACGGAAGAACUUUCAGCGGUGUUUGACGAAUACAAGGAAAUCCGCUACCCUCGAGCCAAAAAACACCACGACCUCACCGGAUAUAUCACCCGAUUCGACGCAUAUGACGGCUUCAUGUACCCGACUUUGCAGUGGUUGAUGCCGAGGAUUACCGGAAAAGAGUACAUGAUCAAUUUAUUUGUCGAACUGGUUCGCCCGGGGAGGAAGCUGGACUUUUUGGAUGAACGCGUCCGCAGAAGGGGAACGAUGAAGUGGGAAGAUGAACUGACAAUGGACGAGAAGAAACAGUUGCAGGGCAGGACGAUGUCGAAGAGUGUUCUUUUUGGAAUUGCGGGAGCGGCUGGGACCGUGGUGAUGGCGUCGUGUCUCUAUCACGGCAUCAGCCCUUUACCCGGAUUCCACGUGUGA
This is a messenger RNA of Eremomyces bilateralis CBS 781.70, 1476 nucleotides long. RefSeq names its product FAD/NAD(P)-binding domain-containing protein. NCBI's taxonomy places the organism in Eukaryota, Fungi, Ascomycota, Dothideomycetes, Eremomycetales, Eremomycetaceae. The transcript has 3 exons. Gene Ontology annotation, molecular function: FAD binding. Bases 1 to 1476 code for a protein of 491 amino acids. The record is from RefSeq and is a predicted model, not a curated record.